AUGGACCGCUCACGGUCCCAAUCGCGCCACCCCCGACGACGCCGCCGCCCAUCGCCAACCUCCUCACCCUCCCCGUCCGCGUCCCCCUCGCCGCCGCCCCCGUCGCGGUCCCGCUCGCAGUCCCGCCACCGGCGACGCGUGCCCUCCCUCUCGCGCUCUCCAUCGACGUCAUCGCGCUUCGCCCGGUCCCGGUCCCGAGCUCGCUCAUCCAGCAGCAGUAGCGGCGAUAACAGCCAGAAGCGGAGGGCGAGGAAGCAGCAGCGGCACAAGGAGAAGAAGGAGGGCCUCAUCAAGGGCUCCGCGGGGCUACUGCUCGGCAUCGGCGUGGCCGCUGUCGUGGCGCACAAGUUUUGGCCCAAGGGCAUCCUCUACGGCGGCAAGGAGGAGUGGGAGGCUGAGGUCAAGGAGAAGAUUGUGCAGCGGCGGCGGCCGAGGUCCGGGGAGGGGAGGAGGUUCGCCGGGCCGGGGACUGACGAGGACGAGCGCGAUCGACGGCGGAGCCGUGGCCGGAGCAGGGACGGCUACGGGUAUGGGUAUGAUCGCGGGGACGAGUAUCGGCCAAGGAGGGUGCGCAGCCGCGGCGGGGGGGUCUACUACUAUGACGACGCCGACGAGGAAGCCCAGGCACACGCGAGGGGCCCUCGCGAUGGACGUCUCGCUCCCGACCCCGGCCCCGGACCCGGAGGCGGAGACGACGUCCGCCGCACGCGCAGCACCACCCGCCCCAUCUUCCGCCCCCGAACCCCCAGCGAGGAGCGCUGGCGACGCGAGGACGAGCCGCUGCAGCGCGCGCGCGAAGCCCGCAACGACCAACGCAUGAGGCGCCGCGUCCAGGCCGGCUACUCCUCCGACGGGCCCUAUCCCCCUCCGCCGCCUCCUCCUCCUGGCGUCGUCAUCCCUCCGCCGCCUCCUGCCGGGUCCAGUUCCUCGGCGGGAUACGCCCAGGAGAGGUAUUACCGGCGGGACCGGUCCAUAGCACACCCGGACGAGCCGGUCUACGUGGUGGAGAGGACGCCGUGGUGA
Messenger RNA from Purpureocillium lilacinum, 1023 nucleotides. RefSeq names its product serine arginine-rich splicing factor. The record is from RefSeq and is a predicted model, not a curated record. Lineage: Eukaryota; Fungi; Ascomycota; Sordariomycetes; Hypocreales; Ophiocordycipitaceae.